AUGGACUCCUACUCCUACGGCUCCAAGAAGGCUCAGCCUGCCUACUAUUCGCCUUCUGGUUCAUCCUCCCACUACUACGCUUCGUCCGCAGCAACGGCGUCGUCCAUGAAGCCUACUCGUGGCUACGGCACGAAGCCUGGGUCGCAGCCGCCCAAGAUCACCCAGGGCGGCCAGACUUAUGACCCUGUGUCGCGCGACAACACAGGCUACAACCACUAA
This is a messenger RNA of Diplodia corticola, 219 nucleotides long. RefSeq lists its product as uncharacterized. NCBI's taxonomy places the organism in Eukaryota, Fungi, Ascomycota, Dothideomycetes, Botryosphaeriales, Botryosphaeriaceae. Bases 1 to 219 code for a protein of 72 amino acids. The transcript has a single exon. The record is from RefSeq and is a predicted model, not a curated record.